Messenger RNA from Microsporum canis CBS 113480, 1596 nucleotides. Its product is annotated as UBX domain-containing protein 2. NCBI's taxonomy places the organism in Eukaryota, Fungi, Ascomycota, Eurotiomycetes, Onygenales, Arthrodermataceae. Gene Ontology annotation, molecular function: ubiquitin binding. The transcript is spliced from 2 exons. Gene Ontology annotation, biological process: proteasome-mediated ubiquitin-dependent protein catabolic process. Gene Ontology annotation, cellular component: nucleus. The record is from RefSeq and is a predicted model, not a curated record. The coding region runs from base 1 to 1596 and encodes 531 amino acids.
AUGGCCGACACGACUGUGGCCCAGUUCAUAGAGAUCACUGGAUCGUCUCCGGAGGUUGCUGCCCAGUAUCUACAGUUGACGGACAGCAAUAUCGAGACUGCUAUGCAGCUUUAUUUUGAAAACGGCGGGAACCCCAUCCAGCCUGCUGCGGCACCCUCUGCUCCACAGCCGUCGACUCAGCCUCGACGUACAGCCGGUUAUGAAGAUGAGGACGGGGUGGUACACUUGGACUCUGAUGAUGAUGAGGAUAAUGAAAACACUACUGCGGGUCAGAGCUGUGCCCCUCGAGCAGCUAAUGAUACGUUUGAUGCAGACCUGGAGAUGGCGAGGAGGCUGCAGCAGGAGUUUUAUACUGGUGGAGAUUCAAUAGGGGGUGGUUUAGACGAAGUUCGGGCGCCGAUAGAGAGAAGGACAGAAACACUCGUGGGCCCGGAUAUGGAUGAUGGGUUUCAACCGGAUAUAAUGAGCCAGAUGCAGGCGAGAGCUGCUCGUAGAGCAAACCGACCCGGGAUCUUCAACCAGAGAGACGUCGACCGCUCCAUCUGGAACGAAGACGAGCCGUCAAGUUCAAAUGUUCUCUCACGCGCAACGGGGGGAGCCUCUGAGUCCUCCUCCAAAGCCAAUAUGCUGGCCGAGAUGUACCGGCCUCCGUUCGAGAUCAUGUGUCGACUUCCCUGGGACCUGGCACGAGACGAAGGCCGAGAGAAGAUGAAAUGGCUGCUGGUUAACAUCCAGGACUCCUCCAUCUUCGACUGCCAACUAUUAAAUCGAGACCUAUGGAAGAACGAUGGCGUCAAGGAGACAAUACGAGAGCAUUUCCUAUUUAUGCAGUACUCAAAGGACGACCCUCGCGGAGCCCAAUAUAUCCAAUACUACUUCCAUGGCCAUGAUGUGUCAGAUAACUACCCACAUAUUGCCAUAGUCGACCCACGGACUGGUGAGCAGGUAAAGACCUGGAGCGGUCCGCCGGUCGUCAAAGCCCCCGAGUUUUUAAUGCAGCUGCACGAGUUCCUUGAUCGGUACAGUCUUGAUGCCAACGUCCGCAACCCGGUAGCCAAGCGGAAGCCAGAAGUCAAACCUCAGUCGAAGAUAGACACAAUGACAGAGGAAGAGAUGUUAGAUAUGGCGUUAAAAAACAGCCUGGUGGGCCAGGAACCGACAAAGGCCGAAGAUCCAGACGACCUGACGCGGAGUAUUGGAGAUAUCAAGGGCAAAAGCAAGGCUGCUGCUGCUGUUGGGGAUGGCGGAGACGCAGACAUGUCGAAUGGACAUGAAGAUGAGGAACCGUCAGCCUUGGACUCCGCUUUCUUCAAAAUACCCUCUGACAAGCCGCACACUGAACCGGCCGCGGACCCGGCCACGACAACCAGAAUUCAGUUCCGCCAUUCGUCAGGUCGUAUAAUCCGACGAUUUGCAUUGUCAGACCCUGUCCAGCGGCUGUACGAAUGGCUCAAGGCAUCACCUCUGGAAAACAAGCAGGGCGUGGAGUUUGAGCUGGUGUCUAUGGGCCAGAAUCUGAUAUCCCUACUUGACCAGACUGUCGAGGAGGCCGGGCUGAAGAAUGGAACGGUCAUGGUUGGAUUUAUUGAAGAUUAG